This is a messenger RNA of Mirounga angustirostris (Northern elephant seal), 1486 nucleotides long. It is a transcript of the gene RNF182, whose product is annotated as ring finger protein 182. The coding region runs from base 159 to 902 and encodes 247 amino acids. Gene Ontology annotation, cellular component: cytoplasm. Lineage: Eukaryota; Metazoa; Chordata; Mammalia; Carnivora; Phocidae. Gene Ontology annotation, biological process: protein ubiquitination. Gene Ontology annotation, molecular function: ubiquitin-protein transferase activity. The record is from RefSeq and is a predicted model, not a curated record. The transcript has a single exon.
GCUGAAAAUGCCUGGAAGAUUUCUGGUUUCUGUUACUACCUGUCCUGCCUUUUUGCAUCACCACCUGAUUUGGAUGAUGUGAUAUUCAGAGGGACGCCUUAAUUGAAGUCAUUCUUCAGUGAGUCGCCUCUGGCGGGAGGUCGUAGACUUGAUUCAAGAUGGCCAGUCAGCCACCAGACAACACAGCAGAGGCUCAGGUCUCUGACGAGCUCGAGUGUAAGAUCUGUUACAAUCGGUACAAUCUGAAGCAGAGGAAACCCAAAGUGCUGGAGUGUUGUCACAGGGUUUGUGCCAAAUGCCUCUACAAGAUCAUCGACUUUGGGGACUCCCCGCAAGGCGUCAUUGUCUGUCCUUUCUGUAGGUUUGAGACCUGCCUGCCAGAUGAUGAAGUUAGUAGCCUGCCCGAUGACAACAACAUCCUGGUAAACUUGACUUGUGGAGGCAAAGGCAAGAAGUGCCUGCCCGAAAACCCUACCGAGCUGCUGCUGACCCCCAAGAGGCUGGCGUCUCUCGUCAGUCCUUCUCACACUUCCUCCAACUGCCUGGUCAUAACCAUCAUGGAGGUGCAGAGGGAGAGCUCCCCGUCUCUGAGCUCCACUCCCGUGGUGGAAUUUUAUAGGCCUGCAAGUUUCGACUCUGUUACCACCGUGUCACACAACUGGACUGUGUGGAACUGUACAUCUCUACUCUUCCAGACAUCUAUCCGGGUGUUGGUUUGGCUGCUAGGUUUGCUCUACUUCAGCUCCUUACCCUUAGGGAUCUACUUACUGGUGUCUAAGAAAGUCACCCUUGGGGUCGUCUUUGUCAGCCUUGUCCCUUCGAGCCUUGUUAUUCUCAUGGUGUAUGGGUUUUGCCAGUGCGUUUGUCACGAAUUUCUAGACUGUAUGGCACCUUCUUCUUAAUUAAUAUGCAGACUAAGAAAUUUGACACACAUUGCCAUCCUUGAAGUUAGGUAAUUUAUCAUUUAUUUAUUUUAUAUUCUCCGUGACUAGUGUCCAUGACAUUAACAAAGCCAUUAGCCAAAUGUUUGUGGUCUGUUUUUCAUCAAAAUUUUGACUCAAUUGGUUUUCCUGUAUGCUGGACAUAAAAAAAUGUUCCUUUCUACUUAGGUGUUAGCAAAGAUGCAAAAAUGUGUAAGCUAAGCCUUCACAGAGCUCUUCUUGUGAGUCUGCCCACAGAAAGGGUGGGAUUUCACUUAACCCUGCUGGACAGGCACCAGGGGAGAGGUGUGUUAGGCUGUAGUAGGGGUCUUUGUGGCAGGUUACGGAUGAACUGGUUCCUCUAAUCCUCGAUAAUCUAUGAUGGAGGGUGGACACAAGAGGAAAGCUGUUCCAAGACACAUCUACUUGAAAAAUGUGACCUGUCCCUGCCCUGCUCCCCCUCCCACAUCCCCCUCCCACAUCUCUCUCCCACACACCUUCUGCACCCCCUUCCUGCACCCCCUCAUGCCCCCCUUCUGCACCCUCCUCCCGCAUCCCCCUCCCGC